Messenger RNA from Racocetra persica, 171 nucleotides. The record is from the annotation of a GenBank genome assembly. Lineage: Eukaryota; Fungi; Glomeromycota; Glomeromycetes; Diversisporales; Gigasporaceae.
AUGCCAAACUUUGGAAAUGGAAUAUCACACAUCGAUUAUAAUGAUCAUGAACCACCUCUUGUGAUGGUCGAAAGAAAGAGUGAUGAUGAAAUUUGGUAUAAUGAUCAAAUGGCUGUUAAGUUAUUGUGGCGGUAUAAUGCAGAACCGGAUGAAAUAACUCAUGAGAUAUAG